Messenger RNA from Manihot esculenta (cassava), 588 nucleotides. RefSeq lists its product as uncharacterized. The record is from RefSeq and is a predicted model, not a curated record. Lineage: Eukaryota; Viridiplantae; Streptophyta; Magnoliopsida; Malpighiales; Euphorbiaceae. The transcript has a single exon. Bases 1 to 588 code for a protein of 195 amino acids.
AUGGCAGCAUACGACGGAGCAGGAAACCCGAGAGAGCACGUCCUUAACUAUGAAACUUUCAUGGAGUUGCAGACCUUAUCGGAUGCCUUAAUGUGCAAGGUAUUCCCAACGAUGCUCACGGAGCCAGCACGAGCGUGGUUCAAUAGCUUGGAAGUUGGAAGUAUCAGAAGUUUUGGAGACCUUGCCAAUGUUUUCAUCAGCCGGUUCAUAGCUAGAGUGCCGGCUGACAGAAAAACUAGUUACCUGGAGACGGUCAGGCAGAGGAGAGAUGAGUCCUUGAAGGAAUACAUAGCCCGUUUCAAUACGGAGGCCCUGCAGAUCUCUAAACUAGAUGAAGGUAGGGCGGUGGAAGCCAUGCAGAAAGGGACCACCUCCCCCGAGUUCUUCAGCUCGUUGAGCAGAAAGCCCUCUACCUCGUUGGUAGAACUGAUGAAGAGGGCAGAAAAAUACAUAAGGCAAGAUGAUGCCUUGAUGACGAGCAGAUUCGCCAAGGAGGCAGCAGGCAGAGGAAAAGCCCCGGAAGAAAGGAGGCCGGAAAGACACGAAAAAAGGCAAAAUAAAAAGCCUGAGACAUACAGACAACCCUAG